AUGGCGGAGCAGGUCACAGACAGCAUCAAGGGCGAGAAGGUGCAGUGCUUCGGGCGCAAGAAGACCUCCGUGGCCGUGGCGCUGGUGCGCACCGGCAGCGGCCAGGUGCGCCUGAACGGCUGCCCGCUCCACACCGUCAAGCCGGACAUUCUGCGUGUGAAGGUCUAUGAGCCUCUGCUGCUUUUGGGCAAAGAUCGCUGCAGCAAGGUGGACAUCCGCCUCCGCGUCAAGGGGGGCGGCUUCACUGGCCAGAUCUACGCCUUGAGGCAAGCCAUCGCCAAGGGCAUCGUUGCCUACUAUCAGAAGUACAUCGACGAGGCUUCCAAGAAGGAAAUCAAGGACAUUCUGAUGGCUUAUGACCGAUCUCUGAUCGUGGCCGACCCUCGGCGCUGCGAGCCCAAGAAGGGCUCAACUUUGGUCUGGGACUGGAUCGAAUCGUGCCGCGCAGCUUCCUUGGCGGCUCAAAGCACCGAACACGGGAAGUGCCACGACGCUGACAGUAUGGCUGCAGUCCUCAAUGAGCUGGUCACGAACUGCGACUACCAGGGCUUGAAGGCCGCCCUUGCUGACAUGAAGAAAGAGGGCGUGGAUCUGGCGGAGGAAGUGACCAGCCAUGAGUUUGGUCGACGUGGGGCGCGAUCCCCGCUGCACGCCGCCGCGGUGCGGGGCCGCGCGGAGCUGCUGCAGCUUCUGCUCAGCACCAAGGCGGACCCCAACGCCUCCGACGAUGCCGGCACCACCUGCCUCCAUUUUGCUUCCGACUUGGGCCAUUCACGCGUGGCGUGCUACCUGCUCCAGGCGGGCGGCGACCCGAGCCGCCGCAACGGCUUCGGCAGCAGGCCAACUGACAAGCUGGUGAGCAAUAAUUGGGACUCCGAGGACGUCCUUGAGGGCAAAGAGCAGAUUCGGCGGCUGAUCGGAGGCGAGCAGAUCCCCUUUCAGCUCCUGCGCGAAGAACCGGAAGCACCGGACAAGACCGUCACAUCGCCCAGCCACCGCCGCGGCGGUGCGUGA
Molecule: messenger RNA, 1014 nt
Organism: Effrenium voratum
Lineage: Eukaryota; Dinophyceae; Suessiales; Symbiodiniaceae
Source: the annotation of a GenBank genome assembly